AUGCCUGGCGCGCAGACCGCCCUCAAUUACAGGGCACCGUCACCGGGGCGUGAGCUCUGCUCCCCCACCAGCGGCUGCCCUGGUCUGGCGCUGAUUCCUUCCCUGGUAGCCCUGCGGGUGGGGAGCGGGAUCAACAUUUACCAGCCAGCACCCCCUACUGGUCCGACCCAGCAGCCCCUUGAGACCCUGGGCAAUUUCCGCGGUUGGUACAUUAGGACUGAAAAGCUUCCGCAGAACCUGAGCUGGACGGUGAAGCAACAGUGUGUGGACCUGCUGGCUGAGGGUCUGUGGGAGGAGCUGCUGGAUGACGAGCAGCCGGACAUCACGGUCAUGGACUGGUUUGAGGACAGCCGGCUAGACGUGUGUGUUUACGAGCUGCACGUCUGGCUGUUGGCCGCCGACCGCCGCACAGUCAUCGCGCAGCACCACGCGGCCCCCCGGACCUCGGGGAGAGGCCCUCCUAGCCGCUGGGUCCAGGUGUCCCACGUCUUCCGCCAUUAUGGCUCCGGUGUGCGCUUCAUCCACUUCCUGCACAAGACCAAGAACCGCAUGGAGCCUGGGGGGCAGCGGCGGACACGUGUGACGGACUCCUCCGUGUCCGUGCAGCUCAGGGAGUGACUGCCGGCCUGCGCCUGUCCUGAGGCCUUGACACCUCUCGACCCCUAAGGGGCCUCACUCUCA
Carlito syrichta (Philippine tarsier) is the source of this 681-nucleotide messenger RNA. RefSeq names its product non-specific cytotoxic cell receptor protein 1 homolog (zebrafish) (gene NCCRP1). Gene Ontology annotation, molecular function: ubiquitin protein ligase activity. The coding region runs from base 1 to 618 and encodes 205 amino acids. Gene Ontology annotation, biological process: glycoprotein catabolic process; SCF-dependent proteasomal ubiquitin-dependent protein catabolic process. NCBI's taxonomy places the organism in Eukaryota, Metazoa, Chordata, Mammalia, Primates, Tarsiidae. The record is from RefSeq and is a predicted model, not a curated record. Gene Ontology annotation, cellular component: cytoplasm; SCF ubiquitin ligase complex. The transcript is spliced from 7 exons.